UGUCUCUUCUCUAUUGGAUGUGCAGACGUUAGCAGCUGGCCGUACUCGUGCCAUUUAUUAAACCAAGCAAUUUCGUCAUUUUAAUUUAGUUUGAAAACAAACACCAGGCGAUCAUGUCCAUUAAGCUCAAAGCGAACCUCAACAAUCCGCCCAUAAGUGGCUUGGCGACGGCGCACCUUAUCAAUGACACCGUGCCCGUGGAGAUUGUUUGGAGCAAGGAGGAGACUUCGCUGCAGUUCCCCGAUAACCGCCUGUUGGUGUGCCACUCCAACAACGAUGUUCUGCGUGCCUUGGCCCGCGCCGCCCCGGACUACAAGCUGUACGGCGAGACGGCUAUCGAGCGCACACAGAUCGACCACUGGCUCUCCUUUUCCCUAACCUGUGAGGACGACAUCUCUUGGGCUUUGUCUUUUCUCGACAAAUCCAUUGCCCCGGUCACUUACCUGGUAGCCAACAAGUUGACCAUUGCUGACUUUGCUCUCUUUAACGAGAUGCAUUCACGGUACGAGUUCCUGGCCUCCAAGGGGAUUCCACAGCAUGUGCAGCGCUGGUACGACCUCAUCACCGCUCAGCCUCUGAUCCAGAAGGUAUUGAAGUCUCUGCCAGAGGGAGCGCGUGUGAAGAGGAGCCCUCAAGCCUCAAAAGAACAGACUCCCGCCAAGACCGGUGAGCGUAAGCAGGAGGGCAAGUUUGUGGACCUGCCCGGCGCUGAAAUGGGCAAGGUGGUUGUGCGAUUCCCGCCAGAAGCAUCCGGCUAUCUGCACAUUGGACACGCCAAGGCCGCUCUGCUCAAUCAGUACUACGCCCAGGCCUUCCAAGGGACGCUUAUAAUGCGCUUCGACGAUACGAAUCCUGCCAAAGAAACGGUCGAGUUUGAAAACGUAAUCCUUGGUGAUCUGGAGCUGUUGCAAAUAAAGCCGGACGUUUUCACGCACACUUCAAACUACUUCGACCUCAUGCUGGACUACUGUGUGCAGCUGAUCAAGGAGAGUAAGGCCUACGUGGACGAUACGCCGCCGGAGCAGAUGAAGCUUGAGCGCGAACAGCGAGUGGAAUCUGCAAACCGCUCCAACUCUGUGGAGAAGAAUCUUUCCUUGUGGGAAGAGAUGCUGAAGGGCUCCGAGAAGGGCCAAAAAUGUUGCGUGCGCGCCAAGAUCGAUAUGUCGUCCGCCAAUGGUUGCAUGCGAGAUCCCACCAUUUAUCGUUGCAAAAACGAACCACAUCCGCGUACUGGAACCAAAUACAAGGUCUACCCCACAUACGACUUCGCCUGCCCCAUUGUUGACGCCAUUGAGAAUGUGACCCACACCCUGCGAACCAUGGAGUACCAUGAUCGUGACGAUCAGUUCUACUGGUUUAUCGAUGCCCUGAAGCUAAGAAAGCCGUACAUCUGGGAAUACAGUCGCCUGAACAUGACCAACACCGUGCUGUCAAAGCGAAAGCUUACUUGGUUUGUAGACUCUGGUCUGGUCGAUGGCUGGGACGAUCCGCGAUUCCCAACAGUGCGUGGCAUCAUCCGCCGUGGCAUGACUGUGGAGGGUCUGAAGGAAUUCAUCAUCGCCCAGGGCAGCAGUAAAUCGGUGGUGUUCAUGAACUGGGACAAGAUCUGGGCCUUCAACAAGAAGGUAAUCGAUCCGAUUGCUCCCCGUUACACGGCCUUGGAAAAGGAGAAGCGCGUGAUUGUGAAUGUGGCUGGUGCCAAGGUAGAAAAGGUGCAGGUUUCAGUGCAUCCCAAGGAUGAAUCGUUGGGCAAGAAAACGGUUUUACUGGGACCUAAAAUUUACAUCGACUACGUUGAUGCCGAAGCUCUGAAGGAGGGAGAAAAUGCCACCUUCAUAAACUGGGGCAAUAUCCUAAUCCAGAAGGUGCAUAAGGAUGCCUCUGGAACCAUUACUUCCGUGGACGCAGCUCUCAACUUGGAAAACAAGGACUUCAAGAAGACCCUCAAGCUGACGUGGUUGGCCGUGGAAGACGAUUCCAGCGCCUAUCCUCCCACGUUCUGUGUGUACUUCGACAACAUCAUUAGCAAGGCGGUACUUGGCAAGGACGAGGACUUUAAGCAGUUCAUUGGACACAAGACCCGGGAUGAGGUAGCCAUGUUGGGCGAUCCCGAGCUGAAAAAGUGCAAGAAGGGAGACAUUAUCCAGUUGCAACGUCGUGGCUUCUUCAAGGUGGAUAACGCAUAUGAACCGCCAAGUGGCUUCUCGGGUGUAGCCUCGCCGAUUAUCCUUUUCUCCAUUCCUGAUGGUCAUACCAAGGAUGUGCCUACUUCUGGUUUGAAGAUCAAUACCGCGACAGAAGCCAAACCCACGAAAAAGGCUUCCUCCCCUUCUGGAUCUCCCGACAAGGCAUCCGAAUUGGACAAACUGAUUGCCAAGCAAGGCGAAUUGGUGCGCGACCUGAAAUCGAAGAAGGCUGCCAAGGAUCAAGUCGACGCUGAAGUAAAGAAACUACUUGCCCUGAAAGCCGACUACAAGGCGGCUACUGGCAAGGACUGGAAACCAGGUCAAACUGCUGCUUCUGCUCCAGCUGCUGCUGCUUCCUCUUCGCCCACUGCCAACGACGCUGCUUCGGUUAACGCCAAUAUUGUUAAGCAGGGCGACUUGGUAAGAGAUCUGAAAACCAAGAAGGCUGCCAAGCCGGAGAUUGACGCUGCCGUGAAGACGCUCUUGGAGCUAAAGGCUCAGUACAAAUCAGUGACUGGACAGGAUUGGAAACCAGGCACUGUACCUCCGCCAUCCGCCACUGCCACGCCUGCUGCCAGCAAUUCGGUGUCCCAGAUUCUUGACCAGAUCACUGCCCAGGGAGAUAAGGUGCGUGAGCUGAAGGCGGCUAAAGCUGACAAGGCCACGAUUGAUGCUGCUGUGAAGACACUGCUCGGCUUAAAAGCAGACUACAAGCAGGCCACCGGUAGCGACUGGAAGCCAGGCACGACAGCUCCUGCAGCUGCCCCAGUCAAGGUAAAACAGGAGAAGAAUCCCGAACCAGCCUCCAACCAAGCUGUUAACCUACUACUGGAGAAGAUUGCCAAUCAGGGCGAAAAGAUAAGGCAAUUAAAGGCAGCCAAGUCUGAGAAAUCCCUGCUGGACCCUGAGAUCCAGUUUCUUCUUGCUCUGAAGCAGGACUACAAAUCGCUGACCGGCAAGGACUGGAAGCCAGGAACUGUUCCCACCGCGAGCCCUGCCGUAGUCACUGUAGAUCUCACCGCAGAAGAUUCAGGCAGUGACGUUGCCAGUGUUCUUGGAAAGAUUCAGGCUCAGGGCGACAAGAUUAGGCAAUUGAAGUCUGAGAAGGCAGCCAAGACCGUCAUUGAGCCGGAGGUUAAGACUCUGCUCGCUCUCAAAGCUGAAUACAAAACGUUAAGCGGAAAGGACUGGACGCCGGAUACUAAAGUUGAACCCGUCGCCGUGAAGAAAGAAGCUAGUCCCGUUGCAAUGGCGUCGCCUGCUAAGGAUGAGCUUACCCAGCAGAUCAACGCCCAGGGUGAGAAAGUGCGUGCCGCUAAAGCCAACAAGGCAGCCAAGGAGGUUAUUGAUGCGGAGGUGGCCCAGCUGCUUUCCCUUAAGGCCAAGUACAAGGAGGUUACCGGCACCGAUUUCCCAGUAGCCGGGAGGGGAGGCGGCGGCGGUGGAGGAGCCACAAAGAAAGCGGCCAAGGAAACACAGCCAAAGCCUGCCAAGCCGGUGAAAAAAGAACCUGCUGCUGAUGCCUCCGGAGCAGUGAAGAAGCAAACACGCCUGGGCUUGGAGGCUACCAAGGAAGACAACCUCCCAGAGUGGUACUCGCAGGUUAUCACCAAGGGCGAGAUGAUCGAAUACUACGAUGUGUCCGGCUGCUAUAUUCUGCGUCACUGGUCCUUCGCCAUAUGGCGAGCUAUUAAGCAAUGGUUCGAUGCCGAGAUCACGCGCAUGGGUGUUAAGGAGUGCUACUUCCCCAUUUUUGUAUCCAAAGCUGUGCUUGAGAAGGAGAAGACGCAUAUUGCGGAUUUCGCUCCCGAGGUAGCAUGGGUUACAAAAUCCGGUGACUCUGAUCUGGCCGAACCAAUCGCUGUGCGUCCCACCUCUGAGACAGUCAUGUACCCCGCUUACGCCAAGUGGGUGCAGUCCUACAGAGAUCUGCCCAUCCGUCUCAACCAAUGGAACAAUGUUGUGCGAUGGGAAUUCAAGCAACCUACGCCCUUCCUGCGCACCCGAGAGUUCCUUUGGCAGGAGGGCCACACCGCGUUCGCAGGCAAAGAGGAAGCCGAUAAGGAGGUGCUCGACAUCCUCGACUUGUACGCCCUGGUUUACACCCACCUGCUGGCUAUUCCCGUGGUGAAGGGCCGCAAGACCGAGAAGGAGAAGUUUGCGGGCGGUGACUACACCACCACAGUUGAGGCAUUCAUAUCGGCUUCCGGACGCGCCAUUCAGGGAGCGACAAGCCACCACUUGGGACAGAACUUCUCCAAGAUGUUCGAGAUCGUCUACGAAGAUCCGGAAACGCAGCAAAAGAAGUAUGUCUACCAGAACUCCUGGGGGAUAACGACACGAACCAUCGGUGUGAUGAUUAUGGUUCAUGCUGACAACCAGGGAUUGGUUUUGCCGCCCCAUGUGGCCUGCAUCCAGGCCAUCGUCGUACCCUGUGGCAUCACUGUCAACACGAAGGACGAUGAGAGGGCCCAGCUUCUCGACGCGUGCAAGAAACUGGAGAAGCGCUUGGUCGGAGCUGAGGUGCGAUGCGAGGGUGAUUACAGGGACAACUACUCGCCCGGCUGGAAGUUCAACCACUGGGAGCUAAAGGGUGUUCCGCUGCGCCUCGAGGUGGGUCCCAAGGACUUAAAGGCUCAGCAGCUGGUGGCCGUACGACGUGACACUGGUGAGAAGAUCACCAUCCCACUGGCCGAUGUUGAAAAGAAGAUUCCCGCGUUGCUCGAAACGAUCCACGAGAGCAUGCUGGCCAAAGCUCAGUUGGAUUUGACCAGUCACACCAAGACGGUGACCAGCUGGGCAGACUUCGUAGGCUUCCUCGAGCAGAAGAAUAUCCUGCUCUCUCCGUUCUGUGGCGAAAUUAGCUGCGAGGACAAGAUCAAGGCGGAUAGUGCCCGCGGCGAAGAGGCCGAGCCUGGAGCUCCUGCCAUGGGCGCCAAGUCACUAUGCAUCCCCUUCGAGCAACCGGCUGCUAUCACGGCCAAGGACAAGUGCAUCAACCCCAACUGCACCAACAAACCCAAGUUCUACACCCUCUUCGGACGUAGCUACUAAUUAAGAAAAGUUACUGCGGAUCCUGGAUUAGUUGUUUCUCAAAUGUAAACCCCUAAUUCGAGUUUGAAAUCGAAAAACCUUAUGUACUCUGAUUUUUCAAGGACCUUUAUAAUCGUUUAAAGUUAAAACUUAUUAAAUGAUACAAAAUCUAAAAACUA
This is a messenger RNA of Drosophila bipectinata, 5398 nucleotides long. RefSeq names its product Glutamyl-prolyl-tRNA synthetase (gene GluProRS). Gene Ontology annotation, cellular component: aminoacyl-tRNA synthetase multienzyme complex; cytoplasm. NCBI's taxonomy places the organism in Eukaryota, Metazoa, Arthropoda, Insecta, Diptera, Drosophilidae. Gene Ontology annotation, biological process: translation; prolyl-tRNA aminoacylation; glutamyl-tRNA aminoacylation. The record is from RefSeq and is a predicted model, not a curated record. Gene Ontology annotation, molecular function: proline-tRNA ligase activity; ATP binding; glutamate-tRNA ligase activity.